Polyodon spathula (Mississippi paddlefish) is the source of this 4336-nucleotide messenger RNA. Its product is annotated as zinc finger protein 512B-like. Gene Ontology annotation, molecular function: zinc ion binding. Lineage: Eukaryota; Metazoa; Chordata; Actinopteri; Acipenseriformes; Polyodontidae. The record is from RefSeq and is a predicted model, not a curated record. The transcript has 18 exons. The coding region runs from base 563 to 2845 and encodes 760 amino acids.
UUUAGGAUUGCACGGUCUCGGAUAGCCACAUAGCUCAGAAAACCUAAAAAUGGAAAAGACAUACCGGUAUGCAGUAUAUCAUUAAAUGUUGUCUAAGUAUUUUCGAGAAAAGAGCGCCUACAUUUGCUUUUUAUGAUUACGGUACACAAUUCUGUUCAAGCAGAGCUAAAUCCCGUCCUUUCCUGCUUUGCACGAGCCGCUGCAGCACCGCGCCAGUGGAAGCGCUGCAGCCGGUCAGUUUUGCAUUUGCAUUUUAUUUUGCAGGAAUCUGAAUUUUAUUUAACUUGCAGGAUAAAAAAAAAAAAAAAAAAAAAAAACAAUUAACGCGAGAGUUUGCAAGUUGCCUUUCGACUGUACAACUGUCAAAGCUAUAGAGUGGAAUCGCGCAUGACCCAGCACAUUACUGUAGUACUGUACACGGACCCGGAGAUAAUAUCUAUUUAAAAAAAAAAAAAAAAAAAAAAAAAAAAAUCGAGCAGGAGCCCCACGAGUGACUGCUGCCCAUGACGAGUGCCGGUUAAGGAGCAAACUCCCGAGACAGCAGGUGUGAUUGCCAUGUAGCAUGAAAGGCAACACGCAGAGUGCACACCAGAGACCCCACGUGGGCGACACGGGCCACCCAGCCACUCGUGUUGGUGUGGGGAGGGUGAUUCCAACACGCCACACGCCAGGUAUGGCUGACUCCAGUAAGAGCACAGCACGCAGUGGGGGUCGAGGUCGGCCCGCCAAGCAGUCAGAAGAGACUGUCAAAAAAAAAGCUGCCACAAGCAACAAGCAUGGUGGUGCAGCUGUUGAGAAGAUAGAAGGCAAGAAAAAAGGACAUCCCAGAGCUGACAAUCAGGAGCUUAGGAACAUACCUGCAAGCAUGGUGGCUCAGUGGAAAGAAGAGUUUAAGAAUCGCUCUCGAGUAAAAUGCCCCAGCUCUGGGUGCUGGCUAGAAUUCCCCAGUAUUUGUGGACUAAAGUACCAUUAUCAGCGUUGCCAGGGGGCUACAAUAUCAGAGAAACUGAACCACCAGUGUCCUUAUUGUGAAGCUGCAUUUGCAUCUAAAACCCGUGUGGAGAAGCACAAGGCGUGGAAUCACGCUGAUAGAGUCUCACAAGAACCGACAGCUGGCAAUGAAGCAGACAAUGAAGUGCAGUCAACGCCAGUCAAGGGGAGUGCUAAGAAACGAGCCGCAGAAAAUUCUGACGCUUCCCCAAUCAGAAGCAAAGUGAAGAAGACGCGGGAGCUGUUCCAGCACUCUCAGAACGGAGAGUAUGUCACACAGAAAGCAGGCAGGAAACACCAGCAGGGGGCGGCCUCCGAGGCUUCUCCCACGACUCCGGGAGGCAGUGAGGAGGGCGAGGGAGGAAGCUUCCCUGAGGAGGACCCAGAACGAACAAGGCACAGAAGGAAACAGAGAACCCCGAAGAAGUUCACCGGGGAACAGCCUUCCAUUUCAGGAACGUUCGGCAUGAAAGGUUUGACCAAAUCAGAAGAGAAGGUAAAGUCUGGGCAAGGAAAAAAGGUUGUAGGAAACGCUUGUAAUAAAGAGCCUAAGAGGAAAGCACAGAGCACAAACCUUCGCAAGGACCCUGUCUCCUAUUCCCCAGGGAGCCUGGAGGAGAAGUGGCAGCAGGUUAUCACGGAGAAGGGAGAGGUUGUCUGUCCUACUUGUUCUCUCAUCUCCAGGAAAACUGUCCCUGGACUCAAGAAACACAUGGAGAUCUGCUUGAAGCUGCAGGAUGCCCUGAAGUGUCAAGACUGUGAAAAGCAGUUCAAGUCCAAAGCGGGCUUGAAUUACCACACGAUGGCAGAACACAUUAACAAGCCCAGUGCACAUAAAGACAGCUUUGCAGACGAACAGGAAGAACGGGACAGACUACGGAAGGUUCUCAAACAAAUGGGCAAGCUGAAAUGUCCUAAUGAGGGCUGCACAGCCACCUUUUCCAGUCUAAUGGGCUACCAGUACCACCAGAAGCGCUGUGGAAAAGACCCUUCCGACAUAGAGAAGCCUGUCUUUGUCUGUAAACACUGCAGGAAAAACUACAAAUCUAAGGCUGGCCACAACUACCACAUCCGAUCCGAGCACAGCACUAGUCUGAAGCAGUCGGAGCAGGCUGUUCCAAGGGAGGAGGAGGAGGAGAAGAUAGAGGACUUUGAGAGGACCCCCAGUGGCAGAGUGCGCCGCAGGUCUGCCCAGGUCGCUGUCUUCCAUCUGCAGGAGAUCGCAGAGGAAGAGCUGACCAAGGAGUGGAACAAGCGCAAGAUGAAGGACGACCUGGUCCCUGACAUCAAGAGACUUAACUACACUCGCCCUGGGCUUCCAAAAUUUAACCCCAAAAUGCUGGAUAACUGGAAGAAAGAAGUCAAGGAGAAAGGGUUUAUCUUCUGUGCAAAUAAUCACUGUGAAGCAGUCUACUCAAGCGUUUCAGGUUUAAAAGCCCAUUUGGCCAACUGUAACAAGGGAGGCAGCUCUGUUGGGAAGUACAGGUGUCUGCUGUGCCAGAAGGAGUUCAGCUCUGAGAGUGGAGUUAAAUACCACAUCAGCAAGACCCAUUCGGUGAACUGGUUCCGGACUUCAAACCCGGUCUCCCCAAAUGGCAAAAGGAAAGAACUCAACAAUGUAAAGAAAGACAGAAAGAACAGCACAGCCGGAAAGAAGAGAGGGAGGAAGCCUAAAGAAAGUCCCCCGGAGCCACCGCAAAAAGACACGGAAAAGGCUGAAUCAGAGACUAGCUCCACAAAUGCAACAGAUACCGCAGCUACAGCUGAAAACAAAAUCACUGGAGACGAGAGAAAAGACACACAACCACCUGCGAAGAAAAGGGGGCGAGUCAAGAAAGGGCCCAAUAAACCUUAACAAAGAAUGAUUUCAUAGUGCUUUGGCUGGGAUUUUGAAGGAAAAUGUUUAAAAAUAAAAAAAAUCAGGCUGUACAGUAAAUAUAUACACACACACAUACAUACAUACAUACACACACAGUAUAGGCAGUUACAGUUCAAGGCAUCCAUCCAGUUUUUAGGUUUCUGUAUUUUGGGGAUCUCCUGUUAUAUAAAGUCUAUUUGUUUUUUAAAUAUUUUUUAAACACUAGUCUUAUUCUUGUAUGUAUGUUUGUGUUUAAUGAAAGUGUUAAAAUGAGAAGUAGCUACAGUAUUUACCUCAUUGUGGUUAAUUUCUUACCACAGGGCUUGCUGUAUCAAUGGGGUCCAUACCUGUCUACUUUUUGGGGGGUGCAGGUGCGUGGCUAAGUAUGGGAACUUGCCUCGUGCACUGAAUGCAUGCCUGCCACAGGGCUCCCCUGGGUCCGAAACCCUGCCAGGUAGAUACGGAUUGCAGUAACCACACACCAGCCAUGACUUUUGCAGAAAGGUUUGCUGACAUAUGGGGGGUUAACAGUAGAGUUGUGAGUGAAAUACUGGAGAAAAUCUGUCCUGAGAGUUGCCUGGGAGAAGGCUCCAAAAUACGGGAGACUCCCGGUGAGUACGGGAGAGUUGACAGGUGUGGGGGUCAGGUUGGCAGUACAGUGUAUCUCAAUUCACUCAUACAACUGGAUAGCGGCAGCUGUUUCCACUUUCAAUAUCAGUUGGAAGAGUAGUUUUUUUUUUUGUUGUCCAACAUUUUCAGAACAGAAGGGGAUUGAAGAAUAAUUUGUCCUUACUGUAACUUUAAUGAGUGCAUUUUGUAUGGCAGCUGAAUAUACUGUAGAAUAUAGCAAGCAUCUUUUCCUCCUGAUUUUAAAUAUAUGUAUGUAAUACAUUGCUCCAGACAGUUAACGGGUAUGCACAUAUAUGUAUGUUUAUAAAGCUGUUUAUGCAGGCACUUCAGUGUGCAUAAGCCUUAGAUACCCAGGCUGUAUGAGUGUCUGUGGUGACCGCUGUAUGAAGGGUUCAAAAUAGUCUGGAUAUGGAAGAAUCAGGACCCCUUACCCAUCAUAGGCUGCAAUAUUUGAUAUUUGCUUGUUACCAUUACCUGACACAUCCCCUUGUAUCAGCUUUGCAUUUAAAUGACUUUGGGGAUUUGUAACGUUUAAUACUCCCAUCCCUGAGUAGCCUCUAAUUGUUGGAGCAGAGUAUAUUGUACCCCCAGAGCAUAUGUUUGUAAGGUUUUGUGUGCAGAGGCAAUGGUUCUGGGGUUGUGGUGUUUUGUUAGAUUUCCUCAUUAAAUACAGAAAAUUAAAUUCUCUCGCGGAUCAAAAGAAAUGUUAAGUCAGCAGCUAAAUACUAUAAUACUAUUUUUAUAAGUCACAACAGUUUUAAGCCAAGUAGCAAAUGUUAGUUGCACAGGAAGAAAUUAUGUUUACAAAAUAAUAGUAAUAAAAAAAUCCGGUCAAGUUUCAUGGAAGAUACUGGUAAA